AUGGGUCAGAAACAAUCAAAACUGUCGCCGCAGCAACUGGAAGAGCUGCAGAAGUCGACGCAUUUUGACAAGAAGGAAUUACAACAAUGGUACAAGGGAUUCUUGAAAGACUGCCCCACGGGCAUGUUGACCAAGGAAGAGUUUCAGAAGAUCUACCGACAAUUUUUUCCCUUCGGCGACCCGAACUCCUUUGCCGACUACGUCUUCAAAGUAUUUGACUCGGAUAAAAGCGGGACGAUUGACUUCAAGGAGUUCAUAUGUGCCUUGAGUGUGACUAGUCGAGGCAAGAUGGAAGAUAAACUAGACUGGGCAUUCCAACUUUAUGAUAUCGACGGGGACGGGAAGAUCAGCUACGACGAGAUGUUGGCAAUCGUGGAAGCCAUCUACAAAAUGGUGGGUUCUAUGGUUAAAUUGCCCGAAGAUGAAGAUACGCCAGAGAAAAGAGUAAGAAAGAUCUUCAGAAUGAUGGACAAGGACGAGAAUGGGAGUCUCGACAUGGCUGAGUUCAAGGAAGGAAGUAAACGGGAUGAGACCAUUGUGUCGGCUCUCUCACUGUAUGACGGCCUGGUAUGA
Molecule: messenger RNA, 573 nt
Organism: Cladophialophora bantiana CBS 173.52
Lineage: Eukaryota; Fungi; Ascomycota; Eurotiomycetes; Chaetothyriales; Herpotrichiellaceae
Product: calcium-binding protein NCS-1
Exons: 4
Coding region: 1-573 (190 amino acids)
Cellular component (GO): cytosol; membrane; intracellular membrane-bounded organelle
Molecular function (GO): calcium ion binding
Source: RefSeq, a predicted model, not a curated record